AUGGGUUCUGCCGAGUCCACUUUCAUUAAACUUACUUGGCGCUGGGUCCAGAGUGAUCAUGAAGGCUCUGGCUCCAGGUGGAGACUCACCAUUGCACUCCGGUGUGUUGAAGCUUGCGACGAACUCAAAAUGGGUUUGCUCGGGCGCAUAGUUUUUGAGAGUGGGGAGGCCUUCGGGCCAUCCCUUAAUAAUAUUAAAAGAAUUUCUCGGUUACUAUCAAAUAAGUCACCGCUGCGGUUGCGACUAUAUUGGCACGUGCUCAAUGAUAAUUUUUAUUAA
Rodentolepis nana is the source of this 279-nucleotide messenger RNA. NCBI's taxonomy places the organism in Eukaryota, Metazoa, Platyhelminthes, Cestoda, Cyclophyllidea, Hymenolepididae. The record is from the annotation of a GenBank genome assembly.